Xenopus laevis (African clawed frog) is the source of this 2478-nucleotide messenger RNA. RefSeq names its product mercaptopyruvate sulfurtransferase S homeolog (gene mpst.S). Gene Ontology annotation, cellular component: mitochondrion. The record is from RefSeq and is marked provisional. Gene Ontology annotation, molecular function: sulfurtransferase activity; thiosulfate-cyanide sulfurtransferase activity. NCBI's taxonomy places the organism in Eukaryota, Metazoa, Chordata, Amphibia, Anura, Pipidae.
GUGCUUUAUCCGGCCGGGCUAAGUUGCAGUCAGAGAUCCUUCAGUAUGACCCACCAGCUGCUGCCCCGUGCCCUUGUCUCACCACGUUGGCUCUGGGAUACCUUGCGUAACGGCUCUGCCCUCUCAGGAACACUGCGUGUCUUGGAUGCCUCAUGGCACCUUCCCAAAUCAGGAAGAGAUGGAUGGCGGGAGUACAAGGAGCGGCAUAUCCCUGGCUCUUACUUCUUUGACAUUGAUGCAUGCAGUGACCGCACUUCCCCAUAUGACCACAUGCUUCCCACAGCUGACCAGUUUUCUGAAUAUGCAGGAAGUCUGGGAAUCUCCAACGACAGCCACAUUGUUGUCUAUGAUGCUAGUGACUUUGGCUCCUAUAGUGCCCCUCGUGUCUGGUGGAUGUUUAGGAUCUUUGGCCAUCCGCAGGUGUCCGUAUUAGACGGAGGUCUGAAAGCCUGGCUAAGAGAAGGACUAGCCGUCAAUUUGGGAAAGGAGCCUCAGCCACAGCCUGCAGAGUUUCGUACACAGUUCAACUCCUCUCUAGUUGUGGGACAUGAGGACAUGGAGGAGAAUAUUGAGAAGAAGACAUUUCAAAUGGUAGAUGCCAGAGUGGAAGGAAGAUUCCGAGGCUUAGAACCAGAGCCCAGAGAAGGUAUUGAACCUGGGCAUAUAUCUGGUGCAGUGAAUGUCCCUUUUCCCAGCUUCUUGUCAGCGGAAGGAUACGAAAAGUCUCUUGAUGAGAUCCGUCAUUUGUUCCAUGAAAAGGGUGUUGAUCUCUCCAAGCCAAUGGUGGCUACUUGCGGAUCCGGCGUCACUGCUUGUCACGUUGCCCUGGCAGCCUUCCUUUGUGGAAAAGAAGACGUUUCCAUCUAUGAUGGCUCAUGGGUUGAGUGGUACAUGCGUGCUAAGCCAGAGGAUGUCAUCUCAGAAGGUAGAGGGAAGACCUUGUGAGGCCAUGGGAAUUCAGAAUCUGCAUUCCAUUCCCAGUCAUGAUAUUGACCCUAUGUCUUGGCUCUACUGGGUCACCUGUGAAGCAAAGAUAUCUUUAAAAAGUUCACACUCCCUGUUAAUCCAACUUCCGUCUCUGGCUAACUGUUAUAAUGAUCAAACGUUGGCUGACCAAGCCAUGCCCAUCCAGUGCCUUAUCUUCUGUUUUCUGAAUGGGUCUUGUCGAGAGGUGUCAUUCAUAAUUAGUACAAACGGAUCCUCGGGGGGGGGGGGGUGAUAGAAAAGCACAAGGUUUGGAUGUAGAGCAAAGUGUCUUUAUCUCAAUCUUUAGUCCAUACAGGAAUCACUAGGGAAGAGUAGGUGAUUGUUGAAUGCAAUGACAGUUCUAUGUUAUUGUUAGUGAGGAGCGUGGUUGUGUAUUGCACAUAAAACCUGUACCCAUAGAAUUCUUUGAUUUAAUUGUGGGAAUAACGGUCAUACGUUUUAAUUCAGUCUUAUCUUUAGUGUAGGACUGGGAGAAAAAGUAUUAGAUGUGUUUAUUUCCAGUUUUCAGGUACUGAAAAUAAAGACUUAAAGGAGAAGGAAAUGAUAAAAUUAAGGAAGCUUUAUCAGAAAGGUCUAUAUAAAUACACCAGUAAACCCUCAAAGUAAUGUUGCUCAGAGUUCUCUGUCAAAAGAAACACCUCAUUUCUUUCCUUCUAUUGUGUACAUGUGGGCUUCUGUAUCAGACUUCCUGUUUUCAGUGUAAACCUCCAGGGCUAGGGCUUGAGCAUGCUCAGUUUGCUUCUCUCUCCUCCUCCCCUCCCUGCUGUAAUCUGAGUCCAGAGCUAUGAGUGAGCAGGGAGAGACUCAGGCAGGAAGUGAUGUCACAGCAAGCUAAUAUGGCAGCUGCUAUCCUAAACAAACAGAGAGAGCUUCUAGAGCUUGUUACUCAGGUAUGGUAAAGCAUUCUGCAGAAUAACUAUAGUCUUAUAGCUUGCACUAUUGUGGCUAAUCUAUUGGCAAUAAACUGCUUUAAACUAACGGUUAGUAUCCUGUUCUGCCUCAGAACUGUUAAAUCAUGAAAACAGCCCAACUUUUUUUUUUUCCAAUAUCAAAUUAUUCACAUGAAGACAUUUGGUUAUAUUUAUAAAAGAGUGAAGUUAGAGAUGGCCACAGUCCUCUAGAGUGAAAUUCCGCCACUCUCCAUUCAUUUCUAUGGGAUUUUGAAAGGCGUUUUUAUCAAUGGGUGAAAGUGAAAGUUCAUCCUGAUAAAUACACCUUUCAAAAUCCCAUAGAAAUGAAUGGAGAGUGGCGGAAUUUCACUCUAGCAGACUGUGGUGAUCUCUAACUUCACUCUUUGAUAAAUAGUGGCACUUCAAAGGGUUCUGCUAAAGUUAAAUUCUGCACCAUUUCAAUCAAGUUGAUUUUGUAUGACGUUGUAGCAAGCAAGCACUGUUUUAAAUGGACACUGAAAUCAUCGUAAUCAUUCUCUGUAAGCAAAUACUGUUUCUUUUUUUAAACAAGCACAUUAAAAAGAGAAAGAUUGAAAACUAA